AUGGGCCGCUUGAUGCUGCAAUCUUGGGAUGGAGAAAAUUGGACCACAGAGUGGUCGCCGUCCAGUGACCCGGGCGGAGCCUGGAAUCGAGCUGAAGUACGGUUGCCGGAUGAUGCACAAGCGUUGCGGUUCCUCGGGAUGACGAGGUAUGGGAAUGCCAGCGACCUGGCUUUUGCAUUAGAUUCGCUGCAAACUUCCAAUUUUUCAACAGCAACCCAACUGCCGAACUACGAUAUCGUGGCAUGCAGCUUUGAGACCGACUCCUGCAGUUGGAAAGUCACGAAUGACGAGGCGCACUGUGCAGUGUGUGCGCUUUGUGGAUCAGAGUUUGUGCUGGGAAGCCCCGUGUUCAGAAGGGGUGAUGGUGCGGAGAGAUCCGUCCUUUUCCGCUACAACAUCUACGACGCACGUGACCCGAGCCACUUGACACUACAAUUCUGGCAUGGCAUGCUGUGGACCACCGUAUGGUCGGUCUCCGGGAACCAGGGUGACCGAUGGCGUCUUGCUCAUGUGGGACUACCAGAGGAAGCGCAAGCACUCCGCUUCACGUGCAUAAUCGGGACAGGAUUGUGCCGUGACGUUAUCGGCUUGGAUGACUUGCAGGUGCGCUCAUGGCUUCCACCGGCUAUUGUGGUAACUGCAGGUGAUUGCGAGGUUGAUGGCCCGCAAGACCUUGUAGCCUCUGAUCCGGUGCAAAUUAUGGGACUUGGAGGAUAUGGUCAGCUGAAGCUGAGAUUCUGUGCGCAGAGGCCUGUCGCCAGCAUCGGGAAUGUCACAUGCGACUUUGAGCUGGAUGCCUGUGAUUGGCAAGGUUGGCAAAGAGUUCAAGGUGAUGCUAGUUCUGGGGAGUGGUACAUGGGAAGUGACGGUGGGGGCAUAUUGCUCAGCCCACUUUUCCCUGCAGAGUCCGAGUCCAAGGACUUGCUCUUCUCUUAUCGCCCAGGCCAAUCUGGCAAGCUUCAGCUCCGGUACCACAAGCACGGUUGCACUUCCAAUUGCUGGGAAGUUCUGUGGGAGAUUCAGGCUGGACGAGAUCCGACCCAAUCCCAGCUAUGGCAUGAGGCCAAAGUUGUAAUUCCCGCCUUUGCGGACGGCCUGCAGUUCAUGGCAACUGGAUAUGAUUCUGCCAGCAGUGUGGCCGUGGACAACGUGGUAGUUUCUGAAGUUUUCGUCUCGAGGCCUUUUGCAGAGCUGUCAGUUGGCUGGGCCCACUCCUGCAUCUUACACAAGAGUUCCGGAGAGGUGCGCUGCUGGGGUUACGGGGGGAGUCUGGGGCAAGAAAGCUUGGAGUCCAUUGGAGACGAGCCUCUCGAGAUGCACCGGCUACCCGCGAUUGAUCUUGGCACCGGCCGCACGGCAGUGCAAGUAUCAGCUGGCCGCGCGUUCACGGCGGUGCUUCUUGAUGAUGGCACAGUGAAGGUGUUCGGUGUGUCCAACGCCGCGCAGUCGCUUGGCCCGAUAGGGGACAACCUGCCCGUGAUCGACCUGGGCGAGGGGCGGACGGCACUGCAGGUAGAAGCGGGUGACGACAUGACGUGCGCUCUGCUGGACAAUUAUAUGAUUAAGUGUGGACAUUACGGCCAAAUUGACCGUCUCCUGGUUCUGGGAGCCAACCGCAGUGCCCGACAAGUAUCUCUUCGGCCCUCACAAGAACUCGCGCCCGGAAGGUCCAGAGUGUGUGUGUUGUUGGACGACAACGGGGUGAAAUGUUGGCAAACUCACAACCCCUACGGCAUGAUCGAUGGCGACCACAUGCCAGCAGUGGACCUGGGAGGGAGGCGGGUCAAGGAAAUUCAUGGUGGCACGUCCUCCUUGGAGGCGUGCGCUAUCAUGGAUGACGGAACCGCAAUGUGCUUUGCACAUGACAGCUAUGCAAGCAGCGUUGACUUUGGAUCGCAUACCGUGCGGCAGUUCAGCAGCGGCUGCGCGCUGAUGGAUGAUUUUUCCGUGAAGUGUUGGGGAUGGAAUGCAAGGGUCGGGCAAGGAGACACGGCAGGCAUCGAUUUGUCCCAAGUCGGCGACACGCUACCUUCCAUUGAUUUGGGUGUGGGCCGCACUGCACGACAGAUCGCCAGUAGCGAUCUCCACGCAUGUGCCAUCCUCGAUGAUGAUUCAGUGAAGUGCUGGGGAGACGGGGGCUACGGCAGGUUGGGUAGCGGGGAUGUCCAGGCCAUAGGAAAUAGACCCGGUGAGAUGGGGAACCAGUUGCCCGCUGUGGACUUGCCGGUUCCAGAUACCGAGACCUCGGUGCAGGUCCGCCUCCACGAUUCAGCAUGCGCAGAUUGCAGAGUCAUGCGUGGCCAGGUGCAGGUCUUGCACAAAGGCGUGUGGGGUGCUGUAUGCGAUGAUGAUUGGGAUGACGUGGACGCACGGGUCCUGUGCAGGCAGCUGGGGCUUGCAGGUGGCAACAGCAUCUCUCGUUUUGGGGGAGGAGAGGAGCCCAUCUGGAUGGACGGCUUGGCUUGCUACGGCAACGAGACCAACCUUGGCUCGUGCCCGUUCCGGGGCUGGGGUGUGCACGAUUGCCACGGCAUCGAAGCAGCCGGUGCCGUGUGCCACGUGGAUGCUUGGAGUGACUUCUCCACCACGGUCUCGGUCAGCCCAGCCAGACGCACGAGGCACGUCGCGGUGUGGCUGAGCAGCCGCAGCUCUGUGUUGGUUCAUGCCGGAGAGGCCAGUGCCCACUUCGACUUCUUCUCGGAUACCUGGCUUUACAGUUUGCUGACGCAGUCCUGGCUGCAGCUUGUGACGAGCACCUCGGGCCCCUCCCCCCGAGCGGGGCACACCGCCGUGUGGGAUGAGAUCCAAGAAGAGAUGCUGGUUUUCGGUGGCGAGUAUGGAACAAUCCUGCAUGAUGAGCUCUGGAUCCUGAGCCUCCGGCAGAACUCCUGGAACAAGCCUUCCGUUCCUUUCAGCCCGGCAGGCCGCGUAGGCCACUCAGCUGUUUGGCAGUCGCUUCGCCGUGCGAUGUUGGUCUUCGCGGGCCAGAGCGGCUCCUUGUUGAACGAUCUCUGGGCAUACCAAGCAGAGGCCAGGACCUGGAGGCAGCUGCAAAGUGCACAGAGCACUUCGAGCAGUCCCGAGCCCGAGCCCCGCAGUCGCCACUCAGCUGUCUGGGAUGAGGCGACAGAGUCCAUGCUGGUCUUCGCGGGCUGGGCCGGUUCGGAGCCGUUGGCGGACCUGUGGCACUUCAACAGCUGGCAUCAGCGCUGGAGCUUGCUUGAGCCUCUCGGCUCACAGCCACCGAGCCGUGCUGGGCAUGUGGCCGCCUGGGAUCCUCUCACCAUGUCCAUGCUUGUGCAUGGAGGCAUACGACAUGAGGACGGAGAGUCCAGCUACUCCGAUGACCUUUGGAACUACAGUUUGCUGUUGGAUUCCUGGAUGCCUAUGGCCCUCCACGAACAUGGCCUCAGGCCUGCCGCCCGAACAGACCAUGUCGCCUGCUGGGAUUCCCACUCUCGAAGUUUGCUCAUCCACGCUGGUUUCGACGCAUCCUACCGAAGUGACACCUGGCGAUACCUCGGCCCAGAAGUCUCGCCGACGCUCAUCGUCGAAUGUGUGCUGGGUCAACAGUGCUAUGUAGAAUACCAUCAAGGCCUCGCAGUCUUGGAGAAUUGCUCGCAGGUGAGCGAAGGUCGAGGAUUUCUCGUGUACAACGGCUCCCAGUUUGUGUUUGCCAACGACGUACAGCUCGAUGACUCUACCAAAUCGUCGCAGGUAAACAUCCUUCCGGGCACAUAUCGCCUCUGCAGCUGGCACUGUUCGGUGUCGGCACCAUGUGUUCAAGAGAGUGAUUCUGUUACUGGCACGGGAUUCUUGUUGGUGCGGGGUCCUUUCCCGGAUCAGUCCUUCGAGUGCUUCGUCGGAGCGCAGUGCAUCGUAGUCGGCUUACAGGGGGCGAAGCUUGCACAGGAUGACUUACUGCUGCCAAUGCAACUGUGCGUCACCUCGAACGCAUCUUCCUUGUUUCUAAAUCCACAGCCUAUCUCUGCUUCUGUCACAGCAUCUCAUGACUUCGCCUUCGACUUCGGCAUGUUGCCAACAAACACAACCCCGGAGAAGCUUCAGCUGUGCUGGUGCGCGUCCAGAUCGAACUGCAGUGCUCCAGAGGACUUCCGUGCGGUGGCAAUGAAGUUGGAUGUGGUGUGCCCUCCGGGCACCUACGAGCUGCUGAGCAUCAGACAGUGCCAGGAGUGUCCGGCGGGCUAUUUCUGUCCAGGAGGUCAGGCUGCUGAGUUGCGGCCGUGCCCCGAAUUCAGAAUUUCCACUCGCCGAUCCAGUGCUGAGGAGCAUUGCCAGUGUCGCCGCGGCACUUACUGGGACGCACAGUCCAGCUUCUGCCGUCCGUGCCUCAUCGGGUCUUACAAGAAUCGGACGGGAACUGAGUUCUGUCAAAGUUGUCCGGUUGGAACGACGACACUAGGCACCGGAGCCAUAUCCCUGCAAGAGUGUUAUUGUGCAAACAACUACUUCGACACGAACCUUGACCCGGAUCUGUUCAACUGCACACAGACGGCAAGUGCCUCAGCCCUGAUUGCAACGCACGGACUGCUGGAUCUACGCAGACAAGUUGAAGCACACGUCUUCUUUGGCUCACUUGAGGGAGCAGGGGCCGCAACUUUGGUGGAGUUCCGCGCUGCUCUGGUGUCCCACCUUGGACUGGAGGGACUGGCACGCGCAUCAUUGGAUCUGAAGGUCGUCAGUGACAGACUCGACUACGAAGUCACCAGCUCAGAAGCAGAGCUCGCCACCGAGCUGCAUGCAAAGUUCGAUCCGGCACCCUUCUCCGCUUGGAUAUCUUCAGACCAGAAAGAAACUGAGUGGGCUGUGGCAACAGUGGCUCUUCAGGGACCCGUGCUGGAGCAGUUGGUGGUGUGCCCUGGCAUUUUGGCAUUUCCACCCGGCCCCAUCGGAGGCCUCGCAGAGUGCCAAUGUCCGCCUGGCACGGAGGCCUCAGCAGGCAGCUGCCAAGCAUGCCCAGCAGGCAAGUACAAGUCGACAGUGGGCAACGCGAGUUGCACGGCUUGCAGUUUUGGUUCGACGACAGGGCUGUCCGGCAUGAUGUCUUCCGCAGACUGCGCUUGCAGGGCAGGUUACGUUAGCAGCGUGCCAGGGGAUCCUGCCAGCUGUGAGCCUUGUGGGUUGGGCUUCUUCUGUCACGGUGGAGACCACCGAGAGGCCUGCCCGCCGUCAACAUCCACAUUGGUCAUCACUGUCAGCACCGUGGCGGACUGCGUCUGUGCUGCUGGGCACUUCGGCUUUGAGACUUGCGAAGAAUGCCCAGCAGGCCGCUUCAAGGACUUUGUCGGCAGAGGCGACUGCUCGCCCUGCCCGGUCGGCACCUGGAGCAAUGCCACCGGAGCUGUCUCAGACGCACCCUGCACUCCGUGUGUCGAAAAAUCGACCACGAAGCUCACUGGGUCCGGGACCGAAGAUUUGUGCAUCCGCCCACGCGGCGAGCAGCAGUUUACUUGCACCUCUGGGACCGUUUGCGACUUGCACGUGCACGGGUUCAGUCUCCAAGAUGGACAUCGCCUCCUCAUAUCCCAAUCUGAAUGUACUGGCAGAAAGGUUGCAGCGUCCGGCGUUGCCAAUGCAGGCAUGUCCGAGGUUGCAAGCGAUGGCGGCAGUCGGUACGUGUUCAGGGACUUCGUGCCGUUUGGUGGGAACUACCACCUGUGCUGGUGCGCCAACAUGCAUGACUUGACGUGUGUCGAGGCUGAGGACUUCCAGAUCUCUUCCGGUGAGCUGCGGGUCAUCGGACCCUUCGGAAAUCAACAGUUCGCUUGCGUCCGUGGCCAGGACUGCACAGGCUUCCAGGUGCAAGGCAUUGGGCUGUCUCAAGGUGACGGCGUGGCUGUGCGGAAUGGUUGUGGUACUGAAAGCACCUUGCAGCUCUCGCCUGCCAAUCAGAAUGGCUCCGGCCUCUUGCAGGGUGUCUCGCAACUUAACUUGAACUUCGGCUCAUCCCAAGAUGGCUUCGAUCAUAGCAUAUCCCUCGAUGAGAGCGAGGGCUACGAUCUAUGUUGGUGUGGAGUACGGCCUUGCACGGUCCAGGAUUUCGUGGUUUCCUUUGGCCAGCUGGUCGUGGAAGGUCCCCGCAAAAAUCAGGAGGUCAGCUGCGCGGUUGGCCAACCAUGUGCAUUGCCGGACAUCCGGGGCCAGCUUCGACCAGGUGACAGGAUCAUGGUUCUGGCCGCCUGUGGCACAAGUUCAGCCAUUUCAGGCUUCCCGGGUGGCGGCGUGGCAGAGAUGGUUGAGCUGCCGCAGCAAGACGGUGCGGCUUUCCACUUCCGGGCCGAGUCGAAUCUGCUUCUGUCACCUGCCGGGAUCUUUAGACUUUGCUUUUGCAGGCCACCUGCAGAUGCAGACUGUGACGGGGCAACUUCUUUCCGAGCCUCUGUUGGGUUCAUGACAGCUGCUGGUCCCUUCCAGCAGACUUCCACCUGCAGCGUCGGGAGCUUUUGCGCACUGGAGUUGUCAGGCAUCGAUCUGCAGGAAGACGAUGCAAUGAUGGUGGUUGAGGGAACUUGUGAUAGAGCCGCCGGCAACAUGAGCAGUUUCAUGUCCUUGAACCAGCCGUUUUACCUCCAAAGAAAGGACGAGACGCUGCAGCUGUUGAUGGGAUACCUUCCGGCAUGGACUGUCCCUGCAACUUACGGAAUCUGCUGGUGCCCAAAACACCGUGCUUGCGAGCUAGCUUCAUCAUUUCGAGCCCCAGCUGGUCGCUUGCAGAUUGAUUGCCCAGAAGGUACUUUCUUUACAUCCUUGCGAUGUGUUCCAUGUGGCCGUGGCUUCUAUUGUCCUGGAGGUGGUCCACGGUCCGCAACAAGAUUUCCUUGCUCCGACCAUGAGACCACACGGCAACGAAGCGCCUCUGCACCUUCAGCUUGCGAGUGUGUGGCUGGCUACUUUAUGGAUUCCGGAGGUUGCACCACCUGUGACAGAGGAUACUACAAGGCUGAUGUGGGCAAUGCCUUGGCCUGUAAUGCUUGUCCGCAGAACUUGACGACUCUUUUCAGUGGCUCGGUGUCCAGUGCAUCGUGCAUUUCUCCAGCUACAGAUGAGGAGGGAGGCUCUGGUGUGGUGGACUUGAAUGAAGCAGGCGUCAGCAAUGCCUCAGACGUAGCAACCAUGACUUUCAACAUAUCUCUCGGCAAAGACUGGAUUGAUCCAGAUGUCAGGCGUGAGCUGAUUGCUACCUUGCGCCGAAGCAUCGCAGACUCUACACGGAUGGAUCCUAGCGCUGUAGAGAUCAUGCUACCUUCGGCAGAUCCAGCCGGCCGCAGGUUGUCAGAUUUGCCUUCAGUUGUGAUCAUGCUGAAAUUUUCCUCGACGGUCGAGGCCAACCUCUCUGCACAGGAGACGGAUGUGAGUGUGCUUGUGAGUGACAUGAGCGAUGCUGUCCGGUUGAAUGACGACUUGUCCGACUUCAUCAUCGAGGCAGCAUCAGCACCCGAGGUGUCCUCUGUGACAAUUACUUGCCCAGAGUUUUCAGCCAAGCCUCCGGGUGUCCCGAUCUUAAGUGCAAGUGACUGCCUCUGCUUGCCGGGCUACGGCUUCGAUGCGCAGUUUGGCAUGUGUGGCCUUUGUCCCCAGGGUGAGUAUAAAUCUGCAUUGGCAGAUACAGAAUGCAACAAAUGUGAGACUCCGAAAUCAACUGCUCAGCGUGGUGCCACUUCGGUGCAACAGUGCGUUUGCGCUGCUGGCUUGUACGACCAUGAGGGAGACUGCCGCAUUUGCGAGAUCGGAUAUUACUGCAACGGCUCGGGCAUCGCACUUCGAUGUCCAGCAAACUCAACGACGAUUUCUGAAGGAUCGCGGUCUUUGUCAGAGUGUCUCUGUGAGGCCGGAUAUGAGGCUGACCGUGAUGCAGAACGGUGUGAGCCAUGCCCGUCGGGAAGGUACAAACCCAGCUUAGGCAACGAAGUCUGCUCCCUGACGUGCCCUGCGAAUGCAGACAGCAGUCCAGGCUCCACGGAAGUGGAUGCUUGUUACUGUUUGCCUGGGCACGUUGCAGAGACUGACAGCAAAGGCCAGUUGCAUCGCUGCGCUUCCUGUGCUCUUUACAGUGGCUUGGUUUGCCCUGGUGACUUCGAUGAGGGCACAAGGAAUCACACCCAGCCAAGAUCCAUUGCCGGCUGGUUCCAAACUGGCAGCACGCUGGCGGUCCAAUGCCACGUUGUCCUUCCGAACGGAGACAGUGCCUGUAGUGGCCUUUCUCCGGAGUGCAAGCGUGAUGCAACUCUUGCAGGUUGUGGCAAAGCUGUCGGAAAUCAAUGCGCCGAGGGCUCUUCUGGCAUGAUGUGUGGGGAGUGCCCGGACGGCUGGGGCAGAGGCAACCCUUUGGAAUACUGCCAGCCCUGCCCUCCGGACGAGGGUGCCUGGUUGCUGGCAGCCGCCGUCCUAGCAGACCUCACGCGAAUUACCGUUUUGAACUUCGUGCUUACUGUUCUGGCGGCGAAAGGUUCGGGGAGCUCGCUAAAGCUCCAUACCUGCAUGAUACGCAUGAUGCAGGCCUGGAUUGGAGCAUGCCAGAUCUUGCUUACCUUUGAUCUGAAUCGGUUGCAGCCUUUCUCGUGGUCUCAGGAAGAAUCACAGGUCAGCUGCGAUGGGGAGUGCACUGAAAUUUUACGAUUUGCGUGGCCUCAGGCAGUGUCCGAUGCCAUGCGUGGAGUUUUUUCUAUGAUAGCAGUGAUUCCACGGGCGAGCGUCCACUUCGCGGCCGAGUGCCAAUCUGAGACCUGGUCGAGCGAUAAGGGCAUGAAGUGGAGUGCGCCGGUACUGUACUACCUGUGCUUGCCGGUGCUGAGUCUUCUCGGCACACUUUUCCUGUCAACACUUGUGGUCUACGCCGUGCUGCCGCUGGGAAAGAUGUUCGGGAUCCAUUUCAAUGAAGCAGACCGCAGGAAGGCCAAGAAGCAGGCAGCCCUACAGGCAGUGCGAGGCCAGUUGAACCUCAUGAAGCAGGGCCCUCACGGCGAGGGUACCGAGUCGGCCCGGGGCCAGGGCCGCAUCCUGCAAGAGCUCCCGCAGGGAGUCUGGGACGAGGUGCACUUGGAGAAGGUCCCAGAUGUCGUUCUCGCUGGAGGCAUACAAGAUGAUCAGCUUGUUUCCACUGCUUCCGAUGGCUUGAUCUCCGAGAAAGCCCUGCGCCGACUGGUCCUUGGUGUCCUGGCGUGGAAAGUGCGAGGAGAACUUGAGGCAGAAGCUGACCGGGAAGGCCUUUCAAAGGCGGACUUCGUCGUGGAGGUGGCCGGCACCGCAGAGUCCGUCGACGAGCUCGUCAACUUGCGAGGUGAAAGUGGACGGUCCCUGCUCAGACGCGCUUGCCGUCAUCUGCGACUGAAAGAGUCGGAGCUCGUGGCAGCGGUCCAAGGGAGCGCGGCAAGGAUGGACCUCGCUCUCUUCACAUCCUGGCCUAGACCUAUGGCGCUGCUGAAGCAAAGCGUUCCGGUGAUAUGGCUCACACAGCUUGCCUUAUGGCCAGAGCUGAUGUCCCAGUUCUUGCAGAUGGUUCGAUGCAUCUCGGUUCGUGAAGAUGGGCAGGAGUCGGCGGUGACGGUGCAGCGGCUGCAUGCGCAUCCCGACGUGGUGUGCUGGCAAGAGGAGCACUGGACGCUCUUCGCCAUUGGCGUCAGUGGCCUGGUGCUAUGGUGCUUCGGGAUCCCGCUUGCCUUGUUCCUUCGAAUUUGGGCGCUGACCGAUCGCCAGGAGCCAGAGAACCGCCGCCUUUUCGGCUAUUUCAUUGAAGGCUUAGAGCCCAGGUUCUGGUAUUGGGAGUUGGUCGUCAAGCGGCUUGACAUCGGCCUCAUGUUGCUGAUCGCGUCCACGUCCGUCACCACCGACGACAAGGCAAAACUAUUGCUCUUUGCUUUGAACUCGGGCAUACAACUGGCCGUCACGGCUUGGCUGAAGCCAUAUUCGAACUCGCAAGCAGAAAUUUUGGAUUUCUUGGAGUGCCUGCUGCUCGGUGCGCGCUUCGUGCUCUUCACCACUGUGGCGGUGCUGCUGAUAUUUUUUCCACCUGCAGAGAGCAUGUGGGCUUGGUCGGUUUCGUUGCUGGUGAUGCUGGUCUCAGUUAUCGUGUAUGCGGUGCUUCACAUCAUUGGUCAGACCCUGCGCAAUGCUGCUGGCCAGCUGGGCGGCAAGCCCAAGACGGGGGAGGAGCGGAAGAUUGUGCUUUGUCAUUCGCUGGCCUCCCGAAGCGGAUUCCUCAAGUUCGAUGGUGCCAUGGCUGCUUCUGUGCCGUAG
This is a messenger RNA of Symbiodinium sp. CCMP2592, 10254 nucleotides long. The record is from the annotation of a GenBank genome assembly. Lineage: Eukaryota; Dinophyceae; Suessiales; Symbiodiniaceae.